Cynoglossus semilaevis (tongue sole) is the source of this 2540-nucleotide messenger RNA. RefSeq names its product nuclear receptor subfamily 4, group A, member 2a (gene nr4a2a). Lineage: Eukaryota; Metazoa; Chordata; Actinopteri; Pleuronectiformes; Cynoglossidae. Bases 566 to 2368 code for a protein of 600 amino acids. Gene Ontology annotation, cellular component: nucleus; transcription regulator complex. The transcript has 8 exons. The record is from RefSeq and is a predicted model, not a curated record. Gene Ontology annotation, molecular function: RNA polymerase II cis-regulatory region sequence-specific DNA binding; zinc ion binding; nuclear receptor activity. Gene Ontology annotation, biological process: central nervous system neuron differentiation; cellular response to corticotropin-releasing hormone stimulus; regulation of transcription by RNA polymerase II.
CAAACUCUGCACAGACAGAGUUGAUCCAGGUUCACCUGCACUCACAUCUCUGCUCAUGUCUAUGUGGGGGGGGAGCAGCAGCAGCAGCAUGAGCAGCAGCAGCAGCAGCAGCAACAACACGGGACACACAACCCAAACCAAACACGCUCAGCACAAGAAACAAGGGCUGCAGAAACCUCCCAUGCGGAUUGGUCUGUGCAGCUGUCGACGCCGAUGACGUCGCGCAGUGAAACACGUGGGCCACGACAUCCAGAGCUCACAUAAACAAAGCCACAUUGGCCAAGACUGGGUAGUCGAAGCUGGUGUCGCUGUCAGUACGUGUUGUUACGCAGUUCGGUCUGUCUGUGUCCUGGUACUGUUGGGUCUCUGACGCACAGGAGUGGGAGCUUUUACACAAAUUGAUGAAUACCCCCUGCAUGCUUAUCGCAUGGAGUGAGAGCCACGAUCCCGGUGUGAAAGAGGGGACGAACCAGGACAGAGUCGCCUUUUUAAAUCCGGACACUCGUACAACUCCUGAGAUUAUCCAUUUCAAGUGUCGCCGAAAAACUGCCACAGGAUUUGAGCCAUGCCCUGCGUCCAGGCUCAGUAUGGAUCAUCACCUCAAGGAGCCAGUCCUGCGACCCAGAGCUACAGCUGCCACACCGCGGGAGAAUACAGCUGCGACUUCCUAACGCCCGAGUUCGUUAAGUUUAGCAUGGACUUGACCAACACUGAGAUCACAGCCACCACUUCACUCCCGAGUUUCAGCACAUUCGUGGACAACUACAACACCAGCUACGACGUUAAACCGCCCUGUCUCUACCAGAUGCCCCACGCUGGAGAUCAGUCCUCGAUCAAGGUGGAGGACGUCCAGAUGCACAGCUACCAUCAGCAGAGCCACCUGCCACCUCAGACGGAGGAAAUGAUGUCCCACUCUGGGCCUAUGUACUUCAAAACCUCCUCGCCUCACGCUCCGAGUACGCCAAACUUCCAGGUCCAGCCUAAUCACAUGUGGGAGGACCCUGGCUCUCUCCACAGCUUCCACCAAAAUUAUGUCGCGGCCACGUCUCACAUGAUGGACCAGCGCAAGAACCCCGUGUCCAGGCUGUCGCUCUUCUCCUUCAAACAGUCACCGCCCGGCACUCCUGUCUCCAGCUGCCAGAUGCGCUUCGACGGGCCCCUGCACGUCUCCAUGAACCACGACGGCCCCGGUGCGCACCGCGGCCUGGACGGCCAGAGCUUCGCCGUGCCCAGUGCCAUCAGGAAACAAGCGGGUCUGGCUUUUCCUCACUCCCUGCAGCUCGGACACGGGCACCAGCUGGUGGACAGCCAAGUGCCAUCGCCCCCGUCCCGAGGAUCUCCGUCAAACGAGGGUCUGUGUGCGGUGUGUGGGGACAACGCAGCCUGUCAGCACUAUGGCGUGAGAACCUGCGAGGGCUGCAAAGGAUUUUUCAAGCGCACCGUCCAGAAAAAUGCAAAAUACGUGUGUUUAGCAAAUAAGAACUGUCCUGUUGACAAACGCAGAAGAAAUCGUUGCCAGUUCUGCCGUUUCCAGAAGUGCCUUGUCGUCGGAAUGGUGAGAGAAGUUGUCCGAACGGAUAGUCUCAAAGGUAGGAGAGGACGCCUCCCGUCCAAACCCAAAAGUCCUCAAGAUUCCUCCCCACCCUCGCCGCCUGUCAGCCUCAUAAGCGCACUAGUUCGGGCCCAUGUGGACUCCAACCCCUCCAUGUCGGCUUUGGACUAUUCCAGAUUCCAGUCCAACCCUGACUACCAAAUGGCUGGAGACAACACUCAGCACAUCCAGCAGUUCUACGACCUCCUGACGGGCUCCAUGGAGAUCAUCCGGGGCUGGGCGGAGAAGAUCCCCGGCUUCUCUGAUUUACCCAAACAGGACCAGGACCUGCUGUUUGAAUCCGCCUUCCUCGAACUCUUCGUGCUGCGGCUGGCGUACAGGUCCAACCCGGUGGAGGGGAAGCUGAUUUUUUGUAAUGGAGUUGUGUUACACAGGCUACAGUGCGUGCGUGGGUUUGGAGAGUGGGUGGACGCAAUCGUGGAGUUCUCUUCGAAUCUCCAGAGCAUGAACGUCGACAUCUCAGCCUUCUCCUGCAUCGCAGCUCUGGCAAUGGUAACAGAACGACACGGGCUGAAGGAACCCAAGCGCGUGGAGGAUCUUCAAAACAAGAUAGUAAACUGCCUCAAGGACCAAGUGACGUUCAGUGGCGGUGGAUUGAAUCGUCCCAACUACUUGUCAAAACUCUUGGGAAAGCUCCCAGAACUGCGCACUCUCUGUACCCAAGGUCUGCAGCGCAUCUUUUACCUAAAACUAGAAGAUCUCGUCCCUCCGCCAGCAAUAAUUGACAAACUUUUCCUCGACACUCUGCCUUUCUGAGUCAGACAGACUCCAUGGAGGACAACUAAAAAAACACAAAACAACAUAAAAACACUUCCAUAAAACAGACUGACUGACUGCGUGCGUCAGAGCCGUUUAUUUUGAACGCCAUUAUUUAGGAAACGAUUGCAAAAAAUCAGACGGUUAAAGAGAACAACGGGAAAAAAAAAAA